UUUUGCUCGAAUCAAUACACACAUCGGUUUGUCGAUGUGUUGCAAUCAUUUUACAAAUCAAUCAUAAAAAUAAUAGUUUAUACAAUAAACACAAAGGCAAACCCAGCUGUAGCCAUCGAAUUCGACCCAUCGGUGCUACUCCAAUAGUCAGAUAAGCAAGAUAAAUCUUUGAGCAAAAUUCUCUCAAACCCUACACUGCAUUGUUCCAAAAUCAGCUGACGCGUUCCCUUGUUAUCAAUACAUACACGGUAGGUAAGUACAUAUAGAAUGAAUAUCUUCUUCCGUCCACGCGUCCUACGGACAGUGUCAAACGUGAUUGUGAACAGCAGUAGUGUCAUUCCGAGCAGCGCUCGUCAUCCUUGGUUAGUGGCUACCGAAGCUCCGCCACCGAUAGCAUUGCAAAUCAGUCACAGGACGUACUGCUAUUUCAACAUGAAGCCCAAGGUUUACAUUACCCGAAACGAUUAUCCCCGCAUUGGGUUGGAUCUGCUGAAAGAGGAGUGUGACCUUUCAAUCUGGGAUGAAGGUUAUCCGGUUCCGCGUGAUGAGUUCCUCAGAAAUGUCGCUGGAAAGGAUGCAAUUUUCUGCUCCCUAAACGAUCGAAUCGACAAAGAACUACUGGAUCAGGCUGGACCAAGCCUGAAGGUCGUGUCUACCAUUUCGGUUGGCUUUGACCACAUCGAUGUGAAGCAAUGUCGCGAGCGAGGUAUUCGUAUCGGUUACACACCGGACGUGCUAACGGAUGCGACUGCUGAGCUUACGGUGGCGUUACUGCUUGCGACUACCAGAAGAUUGUUCGAAGCUAACAAGGAAGUUCACAACGGCGGUUGGAAGAGCUGGUCACCGAUGUGGAUGUGCGGUUCGGGUAUAAAAAAUUCUGUCGUCGGUAUUCUUGGAUUCGGUCGCAUCGGACAGGAGGUUGCCAAACGGUUAGCUCCUUUCAAACCACUGCGAAUCCAGUUUACCAGCCGAUCGGAUAAGUGCAUGACAGCAGACGAGCUUGGAGCUAGCCAGGUUCCCUUCGAUGAUCUUAUUGAGACAAGCGAUUUCAUCAUCAUAUGCUGCUCGUACAACACGGAGACGGCCAAUCUGUUUAAUGAUUCCGUCUUUUCUAGAAUGAAGCCUUCGACCAUUCUAGUGAACACAAGCCGGGGAGGAAUUGUUGAGCAACACGAUCUGAUACAUGCCCUGAAGGCAGGCAAGAUUCGAGCUGCCGGUUUAGAUGUAACGACUCCAGAACCGCUUCCCUUGGACAGUCCACUGCUACAGAUGAGCAACGUUGUCGUUCUGCCUCACAUAGCCAGUGCCGACGUGGAAACGCGUACCGAGAUGUCUCGCAUAACUGCUUGCAACAUCCUUGCCGGGUUGAAGGGUGUUAAAAUGAUUUCGGAACUUUAAAAACGCUCGAUCAAUAAAGUUAAGCAAUGUUCAAUCCGUUGA
Wyeomyia smithii (pitcher-plant mosquito) is the source of this 1440-nucleotide messenger RNA. RefSeq names its product glyoxylate reductase/hydroxypyruvate reductase. The transcript is spliced from 3 exons. Gene Ontology annotation, cellular component: cytosol. The coding region runs from base 268 to 1398 and encodes 376 amino acids. Gene Ontology annotation, molecular function: hydroxypyruvate reductase [NAD(P)H] activity; NAD binding; glyoxylate reductase (NADPH) activity. The record is from RefSeq and is a predicted model, not a curated record. Lineage: Eukaryota; Metazoa; Arthropoda; Insecta; Diptera; Culicidae.